ACAGGUCACAGCAGAGAGAGGACUGCAGCAAUAAGCCACGAAGAAGAAGACAAGAUGUCGCGAAUGCUAAACGGAAAAUAGACGAGCCCGGGGACUGUGUAGUAAACUUGAAUAUAAAGCUACUACAGCGACAUAUUGUUGUUCACAAUCGCCCCAUCACAUUGGCUAAACUAUGACAGAGCCUCAGUCAGCGCUGUUACUAAGGAGACAGCUCGCAGAGCUCAAUAAAAACCCAGUGGAAGGGUUCUCAGCUGGCCUGAUUGAGGAUAAUGAUCUUUACAGAUGGGAAGUUCUUAUCAUUGGGCCACCAGACACACUUUAUGAAGGUGGUGUGUUUAAAGUUCAUCUGACAUUUCCCAAAGACUACCCUCUAAGGCCACCUAAAAUGAAAUUUAUCACAGAUAUUUGGCACCCUAAUGUUGACAAGAAUGGCGAUGUAUGUAUUUCUAUUUUACACGAACCUGGGGAGGACAAGUAUGGCUAUGAAAAACCGGAAGAACGCUGGCUUCCCAUCCAUACUGUUGAAACUAUAAUGAUUAGUGUUAUCUCCAUGCUGGCAGACCCAAAUGGUGACUCGCCAGCCAACGUAGAUGCAGCAAAAGAGUGGCGGGAGGACAGGCAUGGAGCAUUUAAAAGAAAAGUUGCACGCUGUGUACGGAAAAGCCAAGAGACUGCAUUUGAGUGAUAUUUCACAAGGAUCUACAUUCAUAUUUUCAGGGUCUCCAAUUGAAAGUCAACAUGGCACUGUUUCCUGCACUCUUCCACCAUUUUGCCAGCCUUGUCGUCCUGUUAUUUUGGAAGGAAGACUGACUGGCUCCUCUAAGCUCAAUUGAACAUUACAAUGACUACCAUGGCUGACAGACAACCACCAAGGAAGUGCCAACUGAACAUAAAAAAAAAAAAAGUAACACUUUGCAAGUCAAUGAACUGCUUCAAUAUUCAGGAAGAUAUUGUAAAGAGAUGUAUAUAGCACAGACUCAGCCGGAUAAUAUAUAAGAUCCCUCGCCGUGCAUGAACUUAGUCCAAAUGAAUUGCGCUGGCUCUCAUUUUUUUUUCCCCCUCCCCUCUUCAACAUGUUCUAUAUGGGUUUAUUUUUCAGCAGGUCUUAAAUUGAGCAUUGCGAUGUUGUAAACAUUUUUUUUCAUUCAAGCAUUAUAUGAAUGACAAGGCUCGUUAUUUCUAGAUUCAUCUAGCAUUUGUCAUCAACCACUGACAACCUACUUUCAAACGUGUUUCAUAGGAAUGUUGGGUUUUAUUUAGCUAUUCAAAGUCUUACCAUCACAUUCUUUUAUCAACAAACAACGACACAUAUUCAUUUUGUGCAUGCGCAAGUUCCUUCUGUCUUAUUGCAAAAGUGCCUCCAGAUAAAAAUGUUCAGCCACAUCAACUGAUAUUGAUGGAGUAAAUGAAAUACUGCAUAAGCAGUACAUUCAAUUGGUCUGAUAGCCAGCACACAUGCAGUAUGAUAAUUCUACUGCUCCAAAUUUAAUGUAGCAAUAAAUCUAAUAUGUGUACUCUUUUACACAGUACAAUUUAAGGUCCUCCAAAAAUCUGCUAUUUUCGUAGCUGUUUGUUGUUGUUUAUGUGGGGGGUGGUUCUGUUUUCCUCUGUAGGAACUCUUAUGCAUGCUUUUACAGUUUUUCUUCUUCUUUUUUUUUUUUUUGGUUCAACUUCAGAAUGUGUGAAUUUUUAUGUGAAUGUUUGCCUUUUUAAUGUUUGUGCCCAUUCUGUUGUGCUGGUCUUUCAUCACAUCCAACCGUUUGUUUAUUCGACUCACUGGUUGCAGUUUUUGGCGAAUGUACAAAGACAGAAUGCUGAUGUAUAUUUUUCAUCCUACGAAACCUGUCACCUGUAUUGAGCUCUUCUAUUAUAUUGUUUUGGUUGUUUUUUGUUGUCAACAUUUGCAUGUUUUAAGGUCAUUCUUUUGUGUUGUAGGCCUUGCACAAAAUGCAAAUCACCCAUUGGCAAGUUAGCUGAACCAUUUCCUGGAAAUGUUGUAAUUGCAUUACCUCCUUUUCCAGUACAGUAUUACAAGUACUCAACUUGGUCGACUAAAAAUAUUAAAAAAUCACCAACUGUUA
Messenger RNA from Syngnathoides biaculeatus (alligator pipefish), 2081 nucleotides. It is a transcript of the gene ube2g1a, whose product is annotated as ubiquitin-conjugating enzyme E2G 1a (UBC7 homolog, yeast). The coding region runs from base 173 to 685 and encodes 170 amino acids. The record is from RefSeq and is a predicted model, not a curated record. Gene Ontology annotation, molecular function: ubiquitin conjugating enzyme activity. NCBI's taxonomy places the organism in Eukaryota, Metazoa, Chordata, Actinopteri, Syngnathiformes, Syngnathidae. The transcript is spliced from 6 exons. Gene Ontology annotation, biological process: proteasome-mediated ubiquitin-dependent protein catabolic process; protein polyubiquitination.